AUUAGACAACAGAUGACGAUGAUGAUGAUCAUGAUGGCGGCGGCCAUGUGUUAUAAAAGUCCUCUAUGACCAUGUUGCAUUUUAGCUAAGAAAAACACCGUUUGUUGCUGCUUUUGAGGACCACUGAGGUACAGGAACGUUUUUGGCAGCUUUCUGGUGCUACCGAACAGCGAAAACAUGCGGCAAACGCUUGCAAAUCUUGCCGGGGUUAUGUUCAGGGGUCGCAUGCUGGGCAAGUACCCCAUCCGAAGGACUCGCACUUUCCUAGAAAGCGGAGAGAUCGUUUUCAAAGACAGAGUGAAGAUCAUGUCCGUAAACUACAACGUCCCUGGGAAGAACAGCGAAGGCGCGCGGGAGUUUGUGUUCUUCCACCUGCCGCAGGUCCAGUACAAGAACCCGGAAGUUCAAGUCGUGACGUUCAAGAACUUGACUCCUUCUCCUUUCCUCAAGUUUUACUUGGACGACGGUGAACAGGUCCUAGUAGAUGUCGAGCACAAAAGUCGACAGGAAAUCGUCAAACAUGUGAAGAAAAUCCUGGGAAAGUCGGACAGAGAACUGGAAGAGAUAGAGAAGAGUCAGCAGCAAAGUAUCAACAUUGCCAACUUUGGACCGAGGUGGCCGCGAAAGUGUAUCUGUGAAAUCGAGGGCCAGCUACCGUGUUCAUCCACAAAUGACUUUCCUAAGGAACUACGUGGAAAAUAUCAGAUGAAGAAAAAGAUGGAGGACCGCUAUUGAGGAAGAAAACUUUGCACUAGAAAGUUGCAGUACUGAAUAAAAGGACAAUUGAACACCUCCUUUUCCCAUCUACAUACUGAAAGUCCCAGCAACCUAAAUUGAUUUACAGUAGUAGGUUCUCAAUGAUGUUGAAUUGGACAGCACAAGUGACAUUUUUGCACAACAAAAACAGGUUGUCACUAAGGUUUCUUGUCUUUUGGCUUGGCCUUGCUGACAAAGAUUUGAGGCCUUCCCCAAAGUUUCUUGCCCAUUGUGAUAAAAAGUACUGUGAUAAGAUUUAAGGGAAAAAAUGGUUUACAGGAGAAACAAUUGUGACUAAAUUUUUCAUAUUUCAUUAUUGCCUACUUGCUGCAUCACAAUCUUAUUUGGGUUGUGGCACAGUCGUGUCUAGAAUGGAAAUAAAGGGGAUAUGCUUUUUAUAUGCAUGAGAUAAAGUCUUCAACUGUGUUUUUAUGACCAAUGUACUGUACGUUUGUAGAUAAACAUAUGAAGCUAUAUGAUAAAAUAGAGCAGUGUUGAAAAUAGUUAUUACUUUGUAGUAUGAACACAUAAUCCAAAAUGCACCUCUGCAUAUAAAUAGGUACAUUAUCUGAUCAUAAAGUCUGUAGUAAAGAAUAACUAAUAAAAGGAAGAAUUCAAACAAA
This is a messenger RNA of Branchiostoma belcheri (Belcher's lancelet), 1379 nucleotides long. Its product is annotated as 28S ribosomal protein S25, mitochondrial-like. The coding region runs from base 178 to 735 and encodes 185 amino acids. Gene Ontology annotation, molecular function: structural constituent of ribosome. The transcript is spliced from 2 exons. Gene Ontology annotation, cellular component: mitochondrion. The record is from RefSeq and is a predicted model, not a curated record. NCBI's taxonomy places the organism in Eukaryota, Metazoa, Chordata, Leptocardii, Amphioxiformes, Branchiostomatidae.